Messenger RNA from Puntigrus tetrazona (Sumatra barb), 4961 nucleotides. RefSeq names its product NLR family CARD domain-containing protein 3-like. Lineage: Eukaryota; Metazoa; Chordata; Actinopteri; Cypriniformes; Cyprinidae. Gene Ontology annotation, molecular function: protein binding. The transcript is spliced from 15 exons. The record is from RefSeq and is a predicted model, not a curated record. The coding region runs from base 385 to 4302 and encodes 1305 amino acids.
AAAAUCCAAUUGUUUACUAUAACACUUAUUAUUGUGGCUUAGUGUGGGUUUUAUUUUUAUUAUUAUUUUGUUAAAGAUGGGAGAGAUCUUCCUGGGUGCUCCAUUCAAGUCAAGUUUAUUGAUGUAGCGCUUUUAACCAUACAUAUUGUUUCAAAGCACUUAACAUCAAAUACAAGAAUAGAGUGUCAGUAAUGUAUAAUUACCAGAUUUAACACUCCAUUUUCAGUUAAAUGAAUUUCAUUAUUGAUUUCAGGGACAGCGUUGUCCAGCUCAGUUCAGUUAAAAUAGUGUCUGUGCAAACAAAUUGAAGACAAUAGCUAGAAAUUAAGUGUGCCCAGCUAAACGAGGAGGAGGCCACAACGCCAAGAAACCAAAACUACAAGUAUGGACAGUACACAGACAUCUGUCGACGACAAUGAUGAUUAUGAAUUAAUCAGUUCAUCAGAUUCAGAUUCAGAAAGCCUAAUAAGAGCCUGGUCUGGCAUGGAUUUCCGGUCUCUGCCACGUUCCUUCAAUUAUAGCAACAGAUCAUUGCCGAAGAAAAAAACACAAUCCCCAGAGCCCAGCUUUGUGUCUAUGAAGAGUGACUGGUCUAUGGAUCCUCCACCUCUUAUAAGUCAUAAAAAGAAAUCAUCAGUUAUAACAGAGCCCAGCUUUGCGUCUAUGAAGAGUGACUGGUCAAUGGAUCCUCCACCUCUUAUAAGUCAUAAGAAAUCAUUACACUUCCGAAAAAGAAGAUUAACAAGAAAGUUGUUACCCAGUACAGUGGAUCAGCCAAAACUUGUGAGUCAUCGACGUGAACAUAAAAUGAUCAAAUCACAUCUAAGAAAGAAAUUUGAGCAUCUGUACGAGGGAACAGCAAAUCGGGGAAACCCAACACUGCUGAAUGAGAUCUACACAGAGCUCUACAUCACAGAGAGUGAGAGUGGAGAGAUCAGUAAUGAACAUGAAGUGAGACAGAUUGAGACACAAUCUAGGAGAACAGCAACAGAGGACACACCGAUCAAAUGCAGUGAGAUCUUCAGAUCUUUACCUGGACAAGACAAAGACAUCAGAACUGUGCUGACAAAGGGAGUCGCUGGCAUUGGAAAAACAGUCUCUGUGCAGAAGUUCAUCCUGGACUGGGCUGAAGGGAAAGAGAAUCAGGACCACAUUGAUUUUGUGUUUCCUCUUCACCUUUGUGAGCUGAACAUACUACAUGACAAGAAAUUCAGUCUAAUUCAACUGAUUGAUUUGCUCUUUCCAAAAUUACUGAAGCCAGAGACCCUUGAGCAGUCUCAGAUCCUCUUUAUUUGGGAUGGACUUGGUGAACUUAGAUUUCCUCUUAAGUUUAAACAUAUUAAGACAUGCACUGACCCAAUGACACCGGUCUCUGUAGGCUGCCUGCUGGUCAAUCUUCUCAAAGGGAACCUUGUUCCUCAUGCCCAGAUCUUGGUCACUUCAAGGCUGAAAGAUGCAGGUCUGAUUCCUCCAGAACAUGUACAGAAGAUGUUUGAACUACAUGGGUUUGAUGACUUAGAGUGGGAAGAGCACAUCAGAAGUAAAGUGCGUGAUCAAACCAUUGCUGAAAGAGCAACUGUUCACCUGAAAUCAUCCAGAGCCCUGUACAUCAUGCGCUCCUUGCCAUUCUUCUGUCAGAUGGCUUCCACUGUUUUAGAAGAGCUUUUUAGUAACAGUUGCACCACAGAUCCUCCUCUCACCCUGACAGAGAUGUUCACACAUUUUCUCCUGAUUCAAACGAAAAGACAUGUAGAAAAGUCUGCUAAAUCAAGCACUGAGGAGAUCCUGAAGCUGGGUAAGCUGGCUUGGCACAUGCUGGAAAAGGACACGUUGAUCUUUAUUGAGACGGACCAGAGAGAAACCAAUACGGAUCCUCUUCUUCCUGUCAAUCUCUCUGAUGACUGGCCCAUGUUUUUCAGAGAACAAAACCUUAUGGGUUUAGGUAGAAUGUACCGCUUCACGCAUCCCAGUGUCCAAGAGUUCCUGGCAGCUUUGUAUGUUGCUGUGCACUAUGAGCCCAGCAAGGGAAAUGUAAUGUCUUUUACACUUGCAGAAAAAGCACAAAAGUUGUUCAAAAAAGUACCAUUUGAUAUGCACAGAAGAGCAGUGGACAGAGCAUUAAAGAGCAAAACUGGUCAACUAGACAUGUUUCUUCUCUUUCUCUUGGGAAUAUCUGCGGGUCCAAGCAACAAGCAACUAUCCAGCUUUUUUCAAAAUACAUCACUUCAUGUAAGGACAGAGGAUGUAGUCAAAUAUAUUAUUCAGAAAAUCAAGGCAAAUCCAUUAUUUGAGAUUUCAGGUAAUCUCUCUCGAUGUUUGGAGGAGCUUGACGUUUCCCUGCCUGUGGUUCACAAACAAGGCCGGGUUGAAUUUCAAGUAGAUGAGGAUGUGCACAUCACUCCUUCAGAGUGGUCACGUGUAGCAACCUCUCUGCUGACCUCUGAGGAUUCAUCACUGACAUUUGACGUCAGAAAAUACGCUAAUGCAGAUGAAGCCAUUACGAGACUGCUGCCCGUCAUCAAGAUCUCCAGAGUCCUCAGACUGGAUGAAGCCACAGAUCUGAGCUGGGCGCUGAUCGCCUCAACCUUGAGAUCACCAGCCAAUCGUAUUCGAGAGAUUGAAAUUGAGAAACAGGCAAAAAGUGAUAUAAACCUGAGUCUAUUAUCCAUUGGUAUGAAAAGCCCUAACUGCAAAGUGGAGAUACUCAGGACACCGUAUUUUGGUCAUUGUAAAGAUUCUGAUCAUCUGCUCUCCGGGAUUUUAUUGAACCCGACGCAUUUGAGAGAACUGAACCUGAAGAGCUCAUUCUUCACGAGUGACCAGACAGUGGAGAACAUCUCUCAAAUCUUAAUGAACCCAGACUGUCAUCUCCAGAAACUUGCUCUACAAGAAAUGGAAACCUUAAACAGUUGUAAGGUCUUGGCCGAAGCUCUCUGUAGCAGUUCUUGUCGUCUGCGAGAGCUGGACCUGAGCAGAUGCUAUCGGAAAUGUGACGAUUGGGGUUUACAGCUUCUGUCCAAGGCGUUCAGACACCCCAACUUCAAAGUAACAGUUCUGAGGUUAGAAUUCCAUUCUAUUGGUCAAGAAAAAAUCUCAACAUUAUUCUCUGCUUUUCAAAAGAACCCUUCACACCUGAGAGAGCUUGAACUACGUUUCUUAAUAUCACCGACUCUUGAUCUUCAGGAGCUUUUCUCUUUGCUGGUGAAUUCUUGCUUCAAACUAGAGACGCUGCGUAUAGUUCAACUACGAUUUGGUACAUUGCAUUGGUCAUUACAGGGCUGUUUUUUAAGGAGCUCAGUUGAAGUAGAGGCUGAUUCUCUUGAAACUCUGGCUUCAGCUCUUGGAUCUUGCAGCCUCAAAUCUCUGGAUCUCAGCAUGUGUGGCCUGACAGAUUCUUCUGUGGAGCUGCUCUCUACUGGACUGAGCAAACCUGGCUGUAAACUGGAGAUACUCAGGGUGACGCACUGCAGCAUCACGGAAGCAGGAGCUGCUUGUUUGGCGAAAGCUCUCUCUUCAAACCCAUCACACAUGCGGGAAAUAGACUUGAGCAUCAAUCCUGUUAAAGGCCCGGGAUUGGACCAGCUCAGAUCGGUUUUGGAAGAUCCAGCAACCCGACUAGAGAGAUUAAUCGUGGAUGGCCUAGAGGAGCAACGGGACAUGGAAACUCUACGCCAACACGCGUGCAAUCUGACUUGGGAUCCCAACACCUCUUCUUCAAGAGUGCAUGUGUCAGAGAAAGAGGAGGCUCUUGCGGUGUAUCAGAGAAACCCAGAACCCGUUCCACGCCAUCCAGAGAGGUUUGAAGUCCCAGGUCAAAUCAUGAGUAAGGAAGGUCUUAGCGGCCGUCAUUUCUUCCAGCUGGAGUGGUUUGGCAGGUGGGCCACUAUAGGAAUGGCUUAUAAAGACAUAAGAAGGAAAGGAAGUUCAGCAGCCUGUAGCAUUGGACUUAAUAAUAAUUCCUGGGGCAUUUUUGUGAGCAACCCCUUUCCUCUCUGUAAAGCUCUUCAUGGAGGAGUAGAGAUGCAGCUCCCUAACUGCUCACCCUGGAGAGUUGGGGUCUAUCUGGACUGGGCGGCAGGAACUCUCUCCUUUUACAACACCACCACAUGUGACAAGACUGAACUCAUUCACACCUUCCGUGCUAAGUUCACUCAGCCUCUCUUUCUUCUGGUCAGUAUAAGUGCUGGAGCUAAGAUCUUACCAGACGUGCCUCCUCCUGUCUGUGUCCAUGACCAUGAUCCCUCGGAUAUGUUUAGGGGCUACAAGGACUGUAAAGGAUGUAACGGAUCAAAGGCUUGCUAGAUAAUCCAGCGUGCUCUCCUUGAGUAGAUGAGCUGAUGGUAGUGGUAUCGUAAUAGUCAUAGUGCUCGAUAUUUUGAAAUUGAGAUGUAUAUAUCAUCUGUACGCUGAAUAAAUAAGCUUUGCAUUGAUGUAUGGUUUGUUAGGUUAGGCUAUUACUACAAAUAGACCUGUUUUGUGGUCCAGGGCCACAGAGAGAGAGAGAGAGAGAGAGAACAGGAGAUCCACCAGAGGGAGCCAUUUGCUUGAAAAACUGAUGUUAAAAAAACAAUCUGUCAUCAGUUACUCACCCCUCAUGUUCAUUUUUGUAGUGAAUUAUACUUUUAAGAUCAAAAUAUCUUUUUUGGAACAACAUUUUUCCAUUGAAGUACAGCGAGAUGGCUUUCAGGACAGUGAUGUACAGUAAAAUCAGGAAUUUAGUGCAUUUAUUUUACACUGUUCUACUGGAUAAGUAGUAGUGUUAAAAACUACAUCCUGAAUCAUUUUUACUCAUCAAAUGUGCCUUUUUGCAAAGAUGCAAGGCUCUAAGAUCACAAGACCUUGCAAUUUUUUGGUAAAAAGUUAUAUAAAACCCCUCAACCUUUACUGCAAUUCAGUACUUUGUAUAAAUAAAUGUAAUGACCAACGUUGUCUGUGUGUAAUAAAGUGCUCAUCUAAGCGCU